AUGGCUAAUGCUAAAGAAACGUCAGCUUCCAGCCUAAUCGUAAUGAAGCCCAGGUUUCCAAUGUAUCGUGUAUUGUCAGAACGAAGAUACUCAUUUCAGUCUUGGCCAGAGCGUCACCCAAUAGACAAAGAAGAUAUGAUAGAAGCAGGUCUCUUUUAUACAGGAGUAGGAGAUGUCGUGGGGUGUUAUUUCUGUGGUGGUAGUCUUAGACAAUGGGAAUUCAAUGAUAUCCCUAUGGCUGAACAUGCAAGAUGGUACCCAGAAUGCCCUCACGUAAAACUGCAUAGAGGGGCCAACUACGCUCAUCUAAUUAUCCGGAGUAAAGAUUCUGACGAGAAUAAUGAAAAUAACCUAAGGAAGAUGCAGAGUAAAUACCCAAAAGAUUACUGGAAAUACCUUAACAGAAUUGAUGCAAAGAAACCUGUAGAAAUGCCAACCUUAGAAUCUAU
Messenger RNA from Mercenaria mercenaria, 449 nucleotides. Its product is annotated as E3 ubiquitin-protein ligase XIAP-like. Gene Ontology annotation, cellular component: nucleus; cytoplasm. The record is from RefSeq and is a predicted model, not a curated record. The annotation marks the transcript as partial. NCBI's taxonomy places the organism in Eukaryota, Metazoa, Mollusca, Bivalvia, Venerida, Veneridae. Gene Ontology annotation, biological process: negative regulation of apoptotic process; positive regulation of protein ubiquitination; regulation of cell cycle. Gene Ontology annotation, molecular function: ubiquitin protein ligase activity; cysteine-type endopeptidase inhibitor activity involved in apoptotic process. The transcript has 3 exons.